Molecule: messenger RNA, 2301 nt
Organism: Malassezia restricta
Lineage: Eukaryota; Fungi; Basidiomycota; Malasseziomycetes; Malasseziales; Malasseziaceae
Product: translation initiation factor eIF-2B subunit epsilon
Exons: 1
Coding region: 1-2301 (766 amino acids)
Cellular component (GO): eukaryotic translation initiation factor 2B complex
Molecular function (GO): translation initiation factor activity; translation initiation factor binding; guanyl-nucleotide exchange factor activity
Source: RefSeq, a predicted model, not a curated record
AUGGCGCCGGAUGACGUGAGGCAGGAAGACCCGUUGCAGGCGGUCGUCCUGUGCGACGUGUUUACGCAGCGCUUUGCGCCGCUGACAUUGGAUCAGCCACGGUGCUUGAUGCCCGUGUGCAAUGUGCCGCUGAUUGAGUGGACUCUCGAGUCGCUGGCCACGGCCGGCGUCCAUGAAGUAUUUCUGCUCGCGACAUGGCACAUUGGCCAGAUCCGUGCGUACAUGGAAAAACAUCACCCGCUCCUUUUUCGGCCUCAGGGAUCUCGAUCGCAGGGAAUGACGAGCACCGCGCUCACGCGCAUCACUCUGAUCCCUGUGCCCGAGGCACGGUCAGUCGGCGAUACGAUGCGUGAGUUGGAUGCCCACCAGGUGAUCAAAUCCGACUUUGUGCUCGUGCAAAGCGAUGCACUCGGUAACAUGGACAUUGCCUCGGUCGUUCGUGCGCACAAACAGCGCCGCACGGUCGACCGUGAUGCCAUUAUGACCAUCUGUGCCAUGCCCGUCCCACCGCAGAGCCGCGCUCGUCGGCCUGGGGACUUGUCCGUCUUCACCAUCGUGCCGACGACAUCCCAGCUCGUGCACUACAUGUCUGUUCCCGCCAUCCCUCGCGUGCCCCUGCUCAAGUUGCCCUUCGAAGUGUUCGAAGACACUCGGCACUUGGACGUGCGCAAUGAUCUAGUCGACUGUGGUGUAGACGUGUGCUCCAUCGAUGUCCCGCCCCUUUUCACUGAAAACUUUGACUACCAGCAGCUGCGCCGCGAGUUUGUGCAGGGCAUCUUGUCGUCCGACCUACUCGAAUCCAAGAUCUUUGUCCACAUCACGCCCCCCGCUGGCUCGUCGUCGACCUCGUCCGGCGAGCCAUUUUCCGCUGUAUCGGGUGGCGUGCUGGGUACUCCGCCUUACGGCGCUGGUUACAUGCUUCGUAUAUCAGAUCCUUCGCGCUACGAUGCUGUGAGUCGCGAUGUGCUCGCCGGCUGGACGUACCCCUACACGCCGCGCCUCGGCAUGCCUGACGGCACCAAGUAUGCCUCGCUGCCAGGCUCUCGAUUUUAUGGCGAUCGCGUUGCCACGGCCAGCACCGCUGCGAUAGGGCAUCGCACGCUGCUGGGCGCACAUACGCGUGUCGAUGAGCACACGAUUGUGUCCGAGUCGGUGCUGGGCCACCGCGUCUCGGUCGGUCCGUCGAGUGCCGUUCGGAACUCGUACCUGUGGGACGAUGUGGCCAUUGGACGCAAUUGCGUGAUCGACGGCUGCAUCCUGGGCCGCGGCGUCCUCAUCUUGGAUCAUGUGCACUUGACGCACGGCACGAUGGUGGGGGAUGGCUGUGUGAUUGGGCCCGACGCGUCGCUGCCUGCCUUUUCACGCGUCUCCAUGCACGGGUACCGUGCGUGUGAGGAUGACUCUGAUACCGAAGCUGCCGAUGCGGACGCUGAUACCACGCUUGGGAAGGCGUCACGGGGGUGCCUGUGGCCUCCGAUCACGACUCGCAGCGCAUCGGCUGACGAGGACGAGGACGAAGACGAACGCGAUGAGCUGGAGCGGCCAUGCAAUGCCAAGCUGUUUAUGAUCCGGCCUGACACGUCGGAUGUCGUGCUGAGCGAUGCCAUGUCGGACCUGUCGUCGAUUGAUGCCGACACGGAGCCUGAUCUCAACAGCGAGUCAGAGGACGAGGACGACUCAGAUACGUCGUCGCCCAACUCCUGGAGCGCCUAUGGCAGCAUGUCACUUACCCUGCCCGACGGCACAAAUUCACUGACAUACGGCGAAAAGAGGGAAACCCAGGAACGUCUGAACGAGUUCCGUCAAGAGGCUCGUGCGUCUUUGGAACGUGCGUUUGAGGAAAAGCAUGCACCGGACAACGCUGCCAUUGAGCUCAAGACGCUGCGUAUGGCGAGCAAUGUUCCACCUGGCGAGGUACGGCGCAUGGUGGUCUCCUUCCUUCUAGGCCGCUGCGCCGUCGAUAAGGCCAAGGAAACGGCCGACUUGCUCGAUCACUGGGGCCCACUUUUGCAGGAAGUGGCGCAAGAUGACCAGGUUGAGGCGCUCGCGCUCAUCCAGUCCUACUGUGCUGUGCACGUUACGCACACCCGCCUGUUCUUGCCGCUGCUGAAAAAGGUGUACAAUGACGAGCUCGUCAGCGACGAAUCCAUUUUGGCGUGGUGGAAGCAUCCAUCCAGUCGGCGCGUCGUGUAUGAGGACCACGACACCGAGGACGCGCAUCAGAUUGUGCUGGAGCUGAGGAAACGUGCCGAGCCCGUCGUUCGCCACAUUCUCGAAGACGAUGAUGAUGACGACGAGUAG